AUGGCUGCUGACACCUGUUGGAAUGUACAAUUCUUAUGUGAUAGAUAUUUGGAAGUAUCAAUGUACGACAAGAAACUGUUUGAUGGCAAACAGGUUUUCAGGACAGUUAAAGUUUCCGAUGACCUCACUUGGGAAGCUACCUAUGCUGGAUGUAAAACAAAUUGUUCUUCCUUGAUAGCACCCUUGCCAAAUGAGAUUGGAUCCUUGUCAGAGUUUCUUAAAAUUCUUCAAGUAGUUGAAGUCUGGAAGACAUGUACAGGAGCAACUAACCCAGCAUUUUCAGUUUUGAAAAGUAUUGUACACAAUGUGUGUGGAGAACAAAUUGGCGCUGUCCAACAGGUAGUACAUUUGGAUGAACAUGGAAAUGAACAACAGUUUUCUAACUGGCGGUCUGUUUCUUGUUCGUAUUUCAUGGAAACUACCACAACAUCAAGUGCACUAUGUCAUAGCUGUAAUAUCCUCAGACGAAAUCUAAGUGUUCAACUGGUUCGUUUUAACAAUAACUUGCAUGAUGAGUGUGAUAAAUUGGUUGAACCAAGCACAAGCAGAACCAACAAACGAUUUCUUUCUGAGGAGGAAAUGUCUGCUAAGGAGUGUGAUCAGAAGAGGCGAAGGAUAGCUGCUGAGAAAAGGGCCAGAUAUUGGAGAUUCAAGGCUGCAGAAGAAAAGAAAAUGAAACAUCUGGCCAGCGAGGAUGACUGCGACCUUACAACAAUGUUUGGAGAACUUGAUAAGCCAGAAAAGGAGUUAUUCCCUGAUGAUCCCAGACUGUCGCUAUUCUGGGAAAUGCAAAGAGAUGUUAUAUCAAAGAAAGCAAAACAAGGUUCCAUUAGGUGGCAUCCUGCGUAAGUAAUGUCUCAAGAUUGUGAGAAGUAAAUUACAUAAUAAUAAUCUUAGCCUAGCCUUAGCAUAAUCCUAGAGCAUUAGAGGUUAAAAAUAGUAAGUAUAAAAAAAUGUUCUUAAUAUAUACAGCUAUUUCAAUUAAGGUUGUCAGUGACAAGAGUCAAAUGUACAACAUGAGUGCCAAGGAACGAUGGGAAUAUUGUCUUUAGCAUGUUUAUGCAUAAUAAACAAGUAAAGACAAUGAUAUUCCCAUCAUUCAUUCACGCUUGUGUUGUACAUUUGACCAUUGUCGCUGACCACCUGAACUGAAAUAGCUGCAUAUAUAAUAUAUAUAUAUAUAUAUAUAUAUAUAUAUAUAUAUAUAUAUAUAUAUAUAUAUAUAUAUAUAUAUAUAUAUAUAUAUAUAUAUAUAUAUAUAUAAUAUAUAAUAUAUAUAUAUAUAUAUAUAUAUAUAUAUAUAUAUAUAUAUAUAUAUAUAUAUAUAUAUAUUAUUAUUAUUAUUAUUAUUCUUUAAUAUAGUGUCAUCAAGACAUGUUUAGCUUUAUGGCACAGAUCGAAGCAAAGCUAUGAAAUAUUGCAGGAAUCAGGAUUCAUAAAGUUACCUUCUUCACGAAUACUCCAGUAUCACAAAGGCAAAAUUAAACAGGUAACUAUACCAAGCUGCCAAUAUAUUCACACUAGCCAUAUCUACUGAUUAAAGUUGUUUUUUUGCUUUGCAUAUUUACUAUUUAUUAUCAAAAACUCAGACGAACAAACUAAAGUUUAAUCUCAGACAUUCCUAACAUACCACAGUCAGUUGCUGAAGGAAUGCGAAAAAUUAUUUAUAAUUAACACCAAAAAUUAAACCCCACUAAAACUCAGACAAACAUCAAAACUGACGACAACUGCACAGAGCCUCCUUAAUAUAUUAUUUUGUUAUAUAUUAAUUUUGUAUUUUAUUAUUUAGAAACCAGGCAGAAACAUAGACAUGUUGAGAUACAUGAAGCAGCAAGCUGAGAUCCAGAAUAUAUCUCCAGCAGGUCAUUGUGGUUACAUCACAUUUGAUGAAAUGUCUGUUCAGGUGAUUUUAUGCAAAAUAUUGUUCUAUAAUUAUACUAGCCAGAUGUAAAGGAAAUUUAUCACAUGAUAAAUACAUAUUAAAGGGUAUUGGCAAUAAAAAAUGUUAUUGCUUUAUCUGAAAGUGCAUGAAAAAAUAAGCCGAUUGGCCGUUUACUGCUCUAUUCUAUCUCAUCUGGUUCCGAAGUUAUACACAAAAAUGUGCAAAAUAUAAAUUGCUGAUUCAGCACAACCUGUGACGUCAUUGGUUGGGUAAGUAUGUUUAUUGAAUAGUAAACUGAAGCAUAGCUCAGUUAUUAUUGGCUCAAAUCAAAUGAAAUUUUGCAUACAGAUAGCACAUGAUGAGAUGCAUGGGAAAAUACUUCUAAUUUUGUUGUCAAGGCAACACAGUCGUUCCCAGACCCCUUAUUUUGAAUAACUAGUUGCAUUUACCUAUGUGUAUGUCCCCUUACACUGAUUUUGAAUAACUAGUUGCAUUUACCUAUGUGUAUGUCAUUUUUGAAUUAUUAUCAUGUAAGUAAACUUUUGGCAUGCAUAGGUAUGCAGGGAUGGAUCCAGCAUGAUCUGAUAGGGGGGGGUGCAAAUUUUUUUAGGGAGCCCUAUUUAAAAAAUUUUUCCCGAAAAAAAAUUUUUCCGGAGAGCAAUGACCCGCCCCCCCCCGUCGACAACUUUUUAGGCAAAAAAAUUUUCCGGACGAGUACAUUGCAAUUGGUUUCCAGUGACUUUACCCGUCUAGCAACCUGUUCCACUUCUGCAAAGUCUUGCUUGACUACAGUAUUUAAAUUGUAAUUGUUGUUCACAGUUCGCUUUAAUAUCAUCAUGUUAUUGCUCAAAUUACUGAAUCUCAUUUUGUCUCUAAUAAUUUUUUGCUUUAUCAUGAAAAAUAGCACCCCCCUGCACCCCCCUGGCCAUGGCUAGGGGGGGGGGGUGCGCACCCCCCAGUAAAUCCAUCCCUGUAGGUAUGGUACACAUACUUCUGAUAUUAUUUUAUAAGUACCAUGUAUAAAGCCGUUUUAUAAAAUUGGCGCAAGGGGGCCUGGGAACGACAUUGUUACCUUGGCAACAAAAUUAGAAAUGUUUUUCAAUGCAUCUCAACAUGUACAAUCAGUAUGCAAAAUUUCAUUUAAUUUGGGCCCAUACUAACUGAGCUAUGCUUCAGUUUAGUUUUCAUUAAACAUACUUACCCAACCAAUGACGUCACACGUUGUGCUGAAUCAGCAAUUUAUAGUUUGCACAUUAUUGCGUAUAACUUCGGAACUAGAUGAGAUAGAAUAGAGCAUUAAAUGGCCAAUCGGCUUAUUUUUUCAUGCUCUUUCAGUUGAAGCAAUACAAUUUUUUGUUGCCAAUGUCCUUUAAGUUGAAAGUUAUAUUAAUUUUGUGAAUAAGACUGUGCAUCACACCCUCAUAUUUAUUUUGUAUUAUAUACAGGAUGAUGUUCAGCUACGAAGGAAGGGUGAAUCAUUUGAAAUUGUGGGUGUAGUAAACCUUGGAGAUCUUCAUGAAGAUAUGAAAGUAUUGGAAACAGGUAAAUACAAUUAGCUUCAGCCUGCUUAAUGAUAGAUAAAAAAUACUUUUGUCUGGAAGUUUGUUUAUAUACUGUAUAUGAUCUUUUCAAUAUUGCAGGUAAAGAUGAAGCAGCUAUAGCGACUCACCUUCUCCAGUUCAUGUUUAUUGGUUCUACAGGCUUCAAAUUUCCAAUUUGCUAUUUCCCAACAAUUGAAGUUGAUCCCACCACACUAUACCAUCAGUUCUGGAGUGCGGUCUUCGAUUUGGGAGAAUUUGGGUUCAAGGUUUUGCUUGCCAUUUGUGACGGUGCUCAAGCAAAUCGCACCUUUAUUCAAUGCCAUUUCAACGAAGAAGAUGCAGUUGCACAAGACUUCGCCACAACCAAUAUCUACACUGGGGAACCAUUGGUUUUUAUGGUUGAUCCUUCAGUAAGUAGUCUAAUUAAUGUGAGUUUAGAUUUUACAAUAACGACUAUGAAGAGACUAUACACUAACCAAACACCUUCAGUUUGAUAGACCAUUACCCCCUUUUAUCGGGUAAUCACGUCAUUGUAUGGAAAAACAAUUUGUUGAUCAACCAAACCAUGUCUUUCUUCCACAGUGUGUAUUAAUAAAAACCACACCAUCCUUCCAGGUUUGCCAUAACCUAUUGUAGUAAUUUAGUCUGUUCUUUGUCCUGUUUUAAAAGGGUGUGUUUUUUAUUGAUACACAAUGUCUGAACUAUGCAUUAAACAAUCUUAGAAGAUUAGUAAAAGUUAGUGCAAGUUGCAAGCAGCUUAUAAUGGUUAUUAAUUUCACUUUUACAAAGGAUUGGCAGCUGACUUCAGGUAAAUGAAUAAUUUCAAAUUUCUAUUUUUAGCACAACUUCAAAAAGGUUAGGGACAAUGUGUUGAAAAGUACAAGCGGUAAAACUCCACGGCAUUUCAAACUUGAUGGCAAAGAGAUUCUCUGGGCCCAUUUGAAAAAUGCGUACUUGUAUGACGUUGAGUACAACCCAAUUCAAACAUUCAAGCACUUAACUCCCCAGCAUUUUGAUCCAGGAAGUGCUGAAAAAAUGCGCAAUUACCUCGCUGAUGAUGUCCUUGGAAAGCGAAUGGUAGAAGUUCUAAAGGUACCAGCCCACCUAUAUUUAUAAUAAUUUGUAUUAUGGGUUGACUCAUAAAUAUAGAAAUAAUACAGAACAGUUGAACGGCUUAUGGAGAAAUCUAUUUAGGGCGUGGUUUUAGGUAGUCAGCACGAUUUUGGGUAGCCAACAUGAGUAGUAUAUGUCCAUAGUCACAAUCCACCUCCACUGGCUCCAGUAAACGCAAUUAUAGCAAUAAACACGUUUUCAGCAACUCUAAGUCACUGAAGGUGUACUGUAUGUCGAGAUAUUUUCACUAUAUACAUUAUCAUUUUUAUUGAAACAUGUAUUUUUACUGCUUGGUGGAACUAUGAAGUGCAUUUGAAAAGUGAGGGAAAUUACACUGGAUCACUGGAAAAGACGAUUGAACUGAUAACAGUGACUAGCACUUUGCUAAAGAACUUCAAAAACAAGAAACCAUACAGGUAUAUAUUAAGCUAACAAUAUAUGCAGACUUGAUUAUGACUUUUAAAAUCAUGCAAACAGAUAUUUUGUACUUUUAUUUAUUAGCAUGUACUGAUGUACAUGAUAAUUAUGAUGAACGUUAUUUAACCAUGCUUACAUUGUCAGCUGAAGCUGGUUUCCACAAUGGGCUUGUAAAAUUACAGUAAAAUUACGAAAAUGUAUUAUUUAGAUGGUAUUUAGAAAUAAUGCAUGCAAAUAUGAAAAAGAGGAAUUUAAGUUAAUAUAAUACUAUUUACAACUAUAUCCAUAACAAGUUUUCAAAAAUCGAUGAUUUGCUUUCUCUAAUAUUUUGUGACAAAUACUUCCAUGCUAAUCAUGUACUCAACUGUACAUGCUAAUAAGUAUCUGUCACAAACAGUUAAUUGUUCCGAAAGUCUCCCUUCUCAUGAGUGCAACAGCAGUGAGGUUUCAAUUCCAUUUUACUUAUUCUGUUUCUGCCUUCAACGUAUGCAUAGAUCUACAGAAGAUGAACGUUUUUUGGAAAAUGAGCAAUGCCAGAUGUGGUUGGAAAGGUGGGAGACUCAGGCUAUGAACACCCCCGAUGUGACACUUAAGGAGAAACGAAAAAUGUUUCUAUCAGAUAAAACGAAAUUUGAUGUGUACUCCAUGAUCACCGGAUUCAAAGUGUACUGCAGAACGUUGUUCAAAAUGUAUCCCGGAUCAACUGUUCUAGCUUGCCACACAAACCAGGACAAGCUGGAAAACUUCUUUGGAGAACAGAGGGCGGUGAAUGGUCAAACGACCAAUCCGUCAAUUUUGCAAACAGGUAAUUGCAUAAAUGCAUUUACAGUAAAAUACAUGCUGGCAGUACAGUAAAUGCAUUUAGGCCAUGUGCUUCAUAAAACUGAAAAUGGGAAUAAUACUAUUUUUUAUAUUAUCACAUUUCAGAACGUUCCACCCUCGGCAUUAUACACAUGCAAGAGUACAAGAAGUCGAAAGGAAACUGCACAAACGUCAGGACCUAA
This is a messenger RNA of Paramuricea clavata, 5957 nucleotides long. NCBI's taxonomy places the organism in Eukaryota, Metazoa, Cnidaria, Anthozoa, Malacalcyonacea, Plexauridae. The record is from the annotation of a GenBank genome assembly.